CAGAAACUUUAAUAAUGGUGUGUGUUAUUUCAUAACAGAUGUUGGAUGAAUGGCAAAACCACACUUGGCUUACAACGCCAACAACAAAACUGCUGGGUUAUGAUAAUUCACUGUUGGAGGGAAUUGGCAGAAUGGUUGGAGCUUAUUCUGAUGAAGUCGCUCUCAUGAAUUCAUUGACAGUGAACUUAAACUUUCUGUUAAUUUCCUUUUACAAUCCAACUAAGCAGAGAUUUAAGAUAAUUCUUGAGCAGGAUGCCUUUCCUACAGUUUUCUAUGCUUGUGAAUCACACAUAUUGCAACGAGGAUUUAAACCUGAAGAUUGUUUGGUUUACGUAAAACCACACCCGGAUAGUAAACUGCUCGACACAAGCGAUAUAUUGAAUGUGAUUGAAGAAGAGGGAGAUUCUGUGGCUCUUGUGUUGCUUUGUGGUAUCCAGUAUUUGACCGGACAGUUACUCGACAUGAGAGGUAUAACUGCUGCUGCUCAUGCUAAAGGUUGCAAGGUUGGCUAUGACCUGGCACAUGCAAUAGGAAAUGUUGAACUUCAUCUUCAUGAUUGGAACGUUGACUUUGCUGUGUGGGCAAACUAUAAGUUCAUGAAUUCAUGUGUCGGAGCAACUGGUGGAGCGUUUAUGCAUAAGAAACAUAAAAACAAUAAAUUUCCAAAACUUUUAGGGUGGUGGGGUCAUUCUGAAAAAACAAGGUUUGACUUCAACAGCGAUCAUGAUUUUUCUGUUGGCAUCAAAGGUUACCAUAACUCAAUCCCAUCGGCUGUAAGCUUGGCUUGUAUUGCUGCUAGCUUGGAAAUAUUUGGAAAGACAAACAUGAGAGAUUUUAGAAAGAAAAGCAUUUUAUUAAACUGUUAUUUAGAAAGUCUUCUUGAGCCAAACCUAAAAAAGUAUGGCAUAAACAUCAUCACACCUUCUAAUUAUCAACAGCGUGGUUGUCAGCUAUCUAUAACCUUUACUCAAUAUGAUGCAGAUAAGGUUGUAGCCGGCCUUGUUUCACAUGGUGUGCUCUGUAUUGUGUCAUUGGGUAUACUAAGAUUGUCUCCAAACCCUCUGCAUACAAGUUUUAUGGAUGUCUUUAGAUUUGUCCAAUUGUUGCUCCAGAUCCUUGACGACCUAACAGAAACCAAAUAAAUGUCAAUGUACCAAUGUAUUUAUAUAUUAUAUUCAGUAUACAUGAAAUAAAGUUAAUUAAAUUCUGUCCAAACUUCUUACCCACAUAUAUCUGUAUUUUUUAACUCUUUAUUGUAUUAUAUGCACCGUCAUCUUUAAAAUUAUAAUAUAAAAAGUAUGGCCAUUGCC
Molecule: messenger RNA, 1310 nt
Organism: Ciona intestinalis (vase tunicate)
Lineage: Eukaryota; Metazoa; Chordata; Ascidiacea; Phlebobranchia; Cionidae
Source: RefSeq, a predicted model, not a curated record